AUGUCGUCUUUUGUCAACCCACUUGAAAAGUACCCGACACCGCGUGCUACGCGGUCGGGCGCGACAGCGUCACAACCUCCCGACACGACCAAAGACAAGUCUGCAAGUGCAGCGCCAUUGCCAGCUGCAAAAGCUGGAAAGGCAACUGCUACGCCUCGACGGUCGCAGGCUGCUGGCGGAAGACGAAGCACCAGAAGCUCAAGUGGUGAUGUGGAUGAUGCCAUCGCCCAAAACAGCAACGGCAAGGGUAAGGGAAAGAAAGCUCAACCUGAACUAGCGCCUGUUGGUGAAGAAGACUCUGAGGAACCUGAGUCUUCCGCGGUCUCCUCAAGUGCGGUAAAACAGCAGCUGGAUAGCGAACUGGCACAUGAAGCUAUUGUAGACUCGCCAAAUGGCCAUGAUAUGUCUGGCGCGACACUCCAACCAGGAGACUCUGAUGCUGAUAGUGGUGAGAUUGAUGCCGUUGCUAUGGUUGAAGCGCUUCCCAACCUCCAAGCUGCAUCUACAAGGCUUCUCGAGUUUUUCUCCUCCAGUUUCUCGUCGCCUAGCCGCAUCGCGGAGUUAGCACGGCACUUGGCCAAUCCAAAAAGCAGCCAGACCAGAAGGUUACAAUACCUGAGUAACAAUUUUUCUUCACAGCUAGAUCUGUUUGGCUCUGACGUUUACAUUUCCCUCGAUAAAAUGACCGCUAUUUUUCCACCUAUUGAGCAUGAAUCAAAGACCUGGCGCGUUGACGGCAUUAUCUACAAAUCAAACUGUGCUCAACUUGCCUUGGAGAUUUUGACUCGUAUUACAAUGACAGAAGAUGCCGAAGAAAGCUUGUAUGCACUCGAGGGGCAAUUUCCAAUGCCUUUUCUCAGUGCACUAGCAAAUGAGAAUAUGGCCAAGAAUGCGGGCAUCAGUGGUCUCCGACGCGAGACAUUUGAUUUGGCACUUCAAGUGAGAACUCAAUUCUUGAAGAUGCGUCUCCUCUAUGAUAAGGGUGUCACAGACCUUGACCCCAACUUGCUAUUACAAGAUGUGUUUUAUAAUGCAAAUCUUGAUUCACAAGCACCAGCAAGUCCAACUCCAACUCUUCGUGGAUUCUCUUUGCCAUCCUUCCAAGAUGUUGAUGGUAAUCUUCCAGAACAAUAUACUAAAGAAGUUAACGACCGCAUCCGUGAAAUUACUGCGUGUUUCCAGGCAGAUGGUCAAGUAGACUUUGAUGCACUCGAUGAGCGGUUUUCGUGGGAGGAAUUCAUUUUCACUGUGGCAAAAUGGCUUMGUUCAAGAAAUGAAGAACUCAACAGUCACCUUGAUCAACAACCACGUGUGGAGGACGUGCUUGAGAAGCUUGAAAACGCAAUGAGUCAAGGAGGCCAAGAGGAUAUAGUUCAUGACACUCAAAUGGGAGAUAAUGCCGAGCCAACGUCUCAAAGACAGGCUAGCCAGCAACAGCGACGUGAGCUGCUUCCGCCAGCGGAGAUCAUGGAAAGGCGUGAAGCAAGAGAGCGACAAUCUUUUGGGGGAUUCCAGAACAUUGUAGCCUUGACUCGCGCCAAAGAGCGUCUGAGUACAGGUGGUAAACAAACGACGCCAGACUUUGGACGCCAACUCUCGAGACUUACUGCCAAGCCGAUCGCACGGAGAUCGCUCCCAGUGACGCCGGCUUCGCGGUACCCUGCAGGACCUGGAGUGUCCGGGUCGCCUGGUGCGCAAUUGGCUCAUCAGGGACGAGCAAACGGCAGACCACAAAAUGCGCAAGCAUUUAUCGACCGCCAAACCACCGCUUCCAAAGUGUCGCCGAUUGAUUCUCAAAGACUUGAUUCCGGCGUCCAGGCAUCGCGUAAACGCGCACGAGAAGAUGACGUGGAUGAAGAUGAAGACGGAGAAUUCGAGAGUGAUGACAGACGCAUUGAUGUACAGGACAGGCGUGCUCAGAAGCCCGUGCAAACCGUUAAACGACCCAGACAUGACCGUGCCGCUUCUCUUCAAGCUCGUCACGGCGCAGACGCUGGUCCAUCGAAUGGGACCGUCGCGCCUGAUGCCUCCCAAUCGUCCCAAGUGUCACCUAUGAAACCAGCACAAACUCGUCGACCAUGGACCUCCGAGGAAGACGCCCAAUUCAUCCGUCUUGUUGAGGAGCAUGGCAUUAGCUGGUCCAAGAUCAAGUCUCAGGAUGAGGUUUCUGGAAGAGUUCUCCAUGCGCGGAAGCAGGUCGACUUGAAGGACCGAGCCCGAAACCUUGUGAUGAUUAAGUUAAAGGGUGGAACACCAUAUGAUCAACUUCCAAAGAACUUUGAGUUGGUUCCAUUGAAAACGGCAGAUGUUGAGAACCUCCGGAAGAGGAACAUUCAAGUCCCAGAGCGAAUUCAGAGACGUCAAACCAAUUAUUUUUGA
This is a messenger RNA of Talaromyces amestolkiae, 2379 nucleotides long. RefSeq lists its product as uncharacterized. The coding region runs from base 1 to 2379 and encodes 792 amino acids. Gene Ontology annotation, molecular function: double-stranded telomeric DNA binding. The transcript has 3 exons. Gene Ontology annotation, biological process: telomere maintenance via telomere lengthening. NCBI's taxonomy places the organism in Eukaryota, Fungi, Ascomycota, Eurotiomycetes, Eurotiales, Trichocomaceae. The record is from RefSeq and is a predicted model, not a curated record.